AUGACUCGAGCAAUCGGUUUCCUCGCGGUCGCCGGCCUGUUGCGCAGCGCCGCCGCCGGUCUCUACCCCGGAUUGACCACCGCCAACCACACCUGCGCCCUGGUCGAGCCCGUUUUGUCAUGCUCCUGCAACGCGGUCCCCGAGAAGGUCGACACCUGCUGCGUCGAGACCUACGGCGGUCUUGUUCUUGCGACUCAGUUCUGGAACACCUACACCGGCCUCGAGAGCGAGGGGCAGAAGCUGCCCAAGGACUCGUGGGGAAUCCACGGGCUCUGGCCCGACUUCUGCAACGGCUCGUACACGCAGUACUGCGACCUCAGCCGUCAAUAUGACCCGAUCCCCUCGCCCAACACCACCACCGGCAAGCCUGAUGGCACGCCCGUCCCCGCUUACAACGGCUCUUCCAUUGACAACUUCAUCACCCCCUUUGAGAGAUUCGACCUGCUGGAGUACAUGAACAAGUUCUGGAUCGCCCUCGGCACCCCCAACUGGGUCCUCUGGGCCCACGAGUUCUCCAAGCACGCCACCUGCUUCAGCACCUUCGACGUCGAGUGCUACGGCCCCAAGUACCAGGAGCACGAGGAGCUCGUCGACUUCUUCGAGACCACCGUCCACUACUACAAGGCGACCCCGACCUGGACGUGGCUCGCCGACAAGGACAUCAAGCCCUCCAACGCCUCCGCCUACUCCCUCUCCGACAUCCAGGCCGCCCUGACCGCCGGCCACGGCGCCGUGCCCUACGUCGGCUGCGGCGGGCCCCGCUACAACGCCACCGAGGCCGGCAAGGGCUCCCUCGACAACGGCUUCACCCAGCUCAGCGAGGCCUGGUACUAUUUCCACGUCUACGGCAAGCCGCAGCGCGGUGACGGCGUCGCCGUUGGUGCCGACAUCAACGGUGGAAGCAUUUCGAACUGCGCCAAGGCGGCGGGUGCGGUUUGGUACUACGAGCGCUCCGAGGGAUCGGUGCAGUAA
Molecule: messenger RNA, 972 nt
Organism: Colletotrichum karsti
Lineage: Eukaryota; Fungi; Ascomycota; Sordariomycetes; Glomerellales; Glomerellaceae
Product: ribonuclease T2 family protein
Exons: 4
Coding region: 1-972 (323 amino acids)
Biological process (GO): RNA catabolic process
Cellular component (GO): extracellular region
Molecular function (GO): RNA binding; ribonuclease T2 activity
Source: RefSeq, a predicted model, not a curated record